This is a messenger RNA of Penaeus indicus, 4630 nucleotides long. RefSeq names its product hemicentin-2-like. Bases 1 to 2112 code for a protein of 703 amino acids. Gene Ontology annotation, cellular component: axon; plasma membrane; neuronal cell body. The record is from RefSeq and is a predicted model, not a curated record. Gene Ontology annotation, biological process: homophilic cell-cell adhesion; synapse organization. Gene Ontology annotation, molecular function: protein binding; axon guidance receptor activity. Lineage: Eukaryota; Metazoa; Arthropoda; Malacostraca; Decapoda; Penaeidae. The transcript is spliced from 12 exons.
AUGAUAUUUGUUGCUCUCAUAUUGGGUGGAGUCGCGAGAACAAGAAAUGGGACUAGAGGCCAGUCUAAUGCCAUGGUUAUCCAAAUGGGUUUUAAAACGUUUGGCUGUGCGACAGGGAGCUCCAUCCUGCAUGAAACUGCAGUUAUUAUUUGGGAACUACUCACGAAGUUGGGUCAAAAGACAUCCAUUAGUGAUGUCCCAAUAUGCAACUUGAUAAAAUUACCUUUUACCAUCUCUAAUCUUCCAGUACUCAUGGCAGAGAUCACAGACCGCACCCUCACCUUGGAGGCCGCCUCCAGAGGCUGCGGACAUAUUUCAGCAAAAGCAGUUGUGCUGAUUUAUUUUUCGGCGUCUUUUGAUCUUCCCUCCGGCUUCUGCUACGCCUUUGGAGUAUCCUUGGCCGCGGCGACUGCUCGUCCUUUAAAAAGACGUGAUUUAUUGAAAGAGACAAAAUCCCUCGGAACCGAAUCAAUCUUGCUUCUCGGGUUUGCUCAUAAUGAAACUUCACGCCUAAAAAUCCGAGCCUCGUACCUCCCUGCCGAGAGCGAUCAGUCAGAAAUCGCUCCCACUGCCGAUCCGCAAUGUGAUUUUCCCCAACUACAUGGCCAACCGACGCUCAGUUCUACCAUCCGAGGCAGCCAAUCAAAAGUUAGUUUUACAAUGUGGCUCUCGAGCGGCUACAAUGACUACUACGGCGAAUACAACUACCAGGAGUAUUACUACGACCAGGAAGCCGAAACGGACCCUCCCGUAUUCUUAGCCGAGCCGAGAACCUUCACGGUGGAGGUCGGACAGACGGUGGUGAUCCCGUGCGACGUCGAGAACAAUGGCAACAACAAGCUGAUCAUCAAGAAGGUGCCGUUCAACGGAGGCAACGAGAAGCUGCUCGCGGUCGGCAACGAGAAGGUGACGCCCGACCGCCGCGUGACGGUGGAGCGCUCGCGCCUCACCAUCUCGCACGCGCGCCCUCGCGACGCCGGCGUGUUCAUCUGCCAGUUCGACCUGGAGCCGCCCCUGCAGCUGCGCCACAGACUGGACGUGCAGUUCGCGCCCUCCGUCAGGUCGCUGGUGCCCCCGGAGCAGCACGUGGCCAAGGGAAAGAGCGUGACCCUGGAGUGCAGGGCGCAGGGCAACCCCGAGCCCGUCAUCCGCUGGUCCCGGCAGGAGGGUCCUCUUCCCUCGGGCCUGCAGAGCGAGCAGGGCCAGAGCCUGACGCUGGAGGAGGUGGACCGCCACGUGGAGGGCACUUACCUCUGCACGGCGGACAACGGCAUCGGCCAGCCCGCCUCCGCCGCCAUGACCGUCACCGUCGAAUACCCGCCGGAAAUCACCACCGAGAAGGCAAUUGUGCGGACGGGCGAGGGCGACCAGGUGGAGCUCGUCUGCGUCGUCCACGGGCGUCCAGCUCCUGACGUGACGUGGACGCGAGACGGCCACCCUCUCCCGGAGAACCAGAUGGAUACCCAGCUGUACAUGCCCAACCACGGCGCCCAUUACGUCCCGCCCACGCCUCACGACCCCCGGGAGGUGCACCUGAGCCAGAUCCGCACGGCCCACCGCCACACGCUCACCAUCAAGCACGUGACGGAGAAGGACUUCGGUGCGUACGUCUGCAUCGCCAAGAACGCCCACGGGCAGAAGGACGCCAUCAUCCAGAUGACAGCCCUCCCCAACACCCCCCACAUCACCAGCAGCCCGAAUGGUGGAGAGAGCGACAUGUAUACACUCACCUGGGAAGCCGAGAGUUACUAUCCUGUGACGGAAUUCAUGAUCAAAUACCGCAAGAAUCACAUGGGUGGAUGGCAUGAGAACCAGACGGUGGUGCUUCGCGGGGGUGACUGGCAGAGCGUCACGCACUCGCUGGAAUCCGAGGAAAGGAACAUGGACAACCUACACACUAUGGCCUUCACCCUCAAGAACCUGGAGAUCGCGACCGACUACGUGGCCGUCGUGAGGGUGAGAAAUAAGUACGGUUGGUCGGCCGAGUCCCCGAACUUCAACUUUUCCACCAAGAAAGCCAUGGCGGUGCUGCAGGCCACCAGCGGCGCCCUUCGCCAAGCAGGACUCCCUCUCGCGGCGCUUCUCCUGACCUUCGCCAUCUUCAGGAUAUAAGGACUUCGACCAAAGGAGGAUCUGCGUCCCCAUGUCAAGAAGCUGUCAAAAGAAAAUGUCCGUGUAAAAGAUGUAUAAACAAUAUUUUUUUCUUCUAUUUUUUCAGUCGUAUUAUUUUUCGUUUGUUCCUCCGAGACGAAAGGGAUAAGGCAUAGUUCUGUGUGACGUCAGAGAGAUGUUUCUUGGAGGCCAGUGAGAGUUCAUCUUCCAGUCUCUAUCGCGUCAUGCCCCAAGUCGGCCCUCGCUCACGGCCGCACAGGCUGCACUCUUCGGCCCUUUAUGGUCUUGAGAGAAUCAGCUGUUGUGAUGACAGGCGAGAAAGUGCAGAGAGAACUACCUUACCAGUCGUUUUUCUUAUAUCCAGUCAAAACCCAGGAACUUCGGACAAAUUAGGUAGUAGGGAUCGAUUUCUCAAGGACAGAUAAAAGGGAAUAUACAGAAUGACGUUGCUUUUACUUCAGAAAUUGUCCUACGUGUUCGUACGGAAUUCUAGUACACAAGUUAUGUAUAGCUGUGACGUGACUCAGUAGCAGCAAACUACAGUUUUGCUGCCUUUAUACAAGCCUGGAAACCUGCAGAAUGUGAAUAUAAGCAGAUCAUUAUGUGCACAUGUACUAAGAACAGUCACCACAGUUAUACCAGAGCGUUGCAGAGGCCACGUAUACACAAGUGUUAAACAACGGCUACAGUGUGUGGUUGUAUUGGGACCUGUGGAAAGGUGUAGGUGUUCAUGGACAUCUUAAGUUUUAUCAUGUCUGCGUAAGCCUGACAUAUAGUGACUAAGUAUUAGGGUUGUAUCCCAAGUUAAAAUGGUAGUUAUGCAUUUUUUUCUUCGUAAGUAAGAGGCAUGGCGGGUUUAAUCCUGAUGGGUUUUCAAUAAAGAUACCAUGUAAGUCAUUUAUUUUAUUAUGAAUCAGAAAAAAAAUGUUUUAUCUUCAAGAUUAUUUAUGUCUCCUUUUGUAUAUUUUCUAACAACAUUACUGUAAUAUGGAAAAGCAGAGUGGGUUGUAAAUAGCUAAACCUUAGUUUUAAUUCCAAAUAGGUUACUGUCACAUCCGUUCUCUGCCUUUCCGUUUCCCAUGUGAAAAUGUUUGUACCUUUUUAGCAAGUACCAAAAGUAUGAUAACUUAUCUCGGCAAAUACUUUUCUUUCUAUAACUGCAAAAUGAAAUGUUAUUAAAAUGGCUCGGGUUUGAGCGUAUUAAUUACAUCACAGUGAAACUUUUCAUGCGUGUUCGAAUGUGUUGUGAUAAUUCUGAAGUUUGAUGUUUUGGCUUUUUCCAAUCCAUGUGUUGAAGUUAGUACCAAGACAUAGAAGAUGAAACGGACAAUCCUUAGAUUUUGUAUAUAUAGUUUUGAUAUUAGGGGAAACCAUAAACUCUACGAAGGAGAGAAUAAAGUUCCGACAAGUGAAAUGCAAAUGUGACCAUCCUUAACUUAGGACGUUUGUGUUGAAAGCGGCACGAGUAUAUGUCUCCCCUGUACUGCACUUCAGAAUCUUAUCAUGUGUUUCCUUUUCAAGCAACAGCAAUUUGAUCCAAGAGAACUAUUAACUGAAGUUAGAUUAGGCAGACCUGGUACUCGCUCCUUCUUCAAAACUAAUGUUUCCGUAUUCAGUGUAUUUAUCUGAAUUGACGAAGGAAGUUUGAAAAUGGAACUUGAAAACAAAGCUACCAGAAAACCCUAGAGUACUGCAAACGUAUUUUGUCUGCCAUUAUUAACUUAUGUAGUGUUUCCCAUUGGGUGCAGAGAUGUAGUAGCUUCGGCAUCUAUUUUAUAAUCGGUGAAAUACAAAGUCAAAAAAAAAAAGAAAGAAAGAAAAAAUGCCUUCAGCCACCGAAAAGGCAAGAAAAGCUUCAGCUUAAGCAGGUGGAGAUUAAUGUAAUGGGGUAUUUUUUAGCUUAAGCAAGAGAAGAAGUUUAAUGUUAUGGGAUAUUAAAAAAAUAGUUGUCACAUGUCACUGUGCUUUAUUUUACCGAUAAGCUUCAGGAGAAGGUCCUUUUGUCUUUCCUUUCACCUCUGUUAACUUUUCAGCGUACGAUUCCCAGACUUAGAGGUGAUACGUCAUGGUAUAUGUCAAGUGACUUCAUGUUCUUGGUCUUGUGCAUAAAAUAUUUCUCGAUAAUGCAAUGCUAUCGGAAAGACCAAGCUACAUAUUGUAUGAUACAUACGUCCUGUGUACUGAGUACAUGUGGCAUAUUAGCGUAGGUGUCUCUUCUUCGGAGUGUAAAUAAGUAAACUGUCUUUCUAUGUGCAUAAAUUAAUGGAACAAGGCAACAAAUUGUACCUCCAGCGCGAAGUCUGAUAAACGUUGUAAUAAGUCCAUCUUUGUUGCCGUCUGAAGCAAAUUGGCCGUGUUGCUUUGGCAUGUCGGCGAGUCUCCACGCAGACGCCCUCGGGAGCCGGAGAGGCUGCCCGAAGGAGCCGCCUUCCCUUUGUAUUCAUCUCCUUCCAGGCGGUUCUGAGAGCCCUCGCUACCAUCUCGCGGCUUGCUGCUAAGCCCUCUUGUCACUUUUUGU